Molecule: messenger RNA, 1523 nt
Organism: Lotus japonicus
Lineage: Eukaryota; Viridiplantae; Streptophyta; Magnoliopsida; Fabales; Fabaceae
Product: bifunctional nuclease 1-like
Exons: 11
Coding region: 226-1212 (328 amino acids)
Biological process (GO): protein ubiquitination
Cellular component (GO): nucleus; VCB complex
Molecular function (GO): nuclease activity
Source: RefSeq, a predicted model, not a curated record
CCAAAUUAGAAUCUCUUAUCCUCUCCUUUUAAUUCCCCUUCAUUCUCUUACUCCAGAUCUCAAUUUCCCACUCUCAAUUCUCAUUUCUACAUGAUUCUCUGAAUUGAUUCUACCCUAACAAGCAUCAAUCAAAACUCUCUGAAUCGAUUCUUCCUUUUCCUACAUAAUCUUCUCAAAUCCGUGAGAAACAAGCAAAUUACCGUGAUCCCUGAGGUUUUUUCUGAAAUGGGUUCUCUGAAAGGACCAGUUGUUUGCCUUGCUAAAGUAGCAGGGUCUUGCAGUGUUUCUAUGCCUAUGAUUGGAUCAAUGAACUCUAGAACUGAAUUUUGGGGACUCACUGGUGGUGGUAGCAAAGGUAAAGCCAGUGGUGCCCUUUCUUCUCAUGUGAACAUGAGAAGGUGCAUGACUGUGCAUUGCAGCUUCAACUCUUCCUCAAAUGGGAGUGGAAGUAUGGCAGAAAAUUUUAAUCAGAAUGAUGAAGAUUAUGUUAACUCCAGUAUUGUUGAAGCUGUUGAGGUGAAGAGUGGAGCAGAUGGUUUUCUGAUCAAGAUGAGGGAUGGUAGACAUGUGAGAUGCAUCCACAACAACCCUCAAGGAGGGCUGCUUCCUGAUUAUGCACCCCAUCCUGCUAUUGUGUUGAAGAUGGAGGAUGGGACUGGUCUACUUCUACCCAUCAUUGUUUUGGAGAUGCCAAGUGUCUUAUUAAUGGCAGCAGUACGCAAUGUUCAAAUAGCAAGACCUACUUUAUAUCAAGUAGUGAAGGAGAUGAUUGACAAGAUGGGUUACCAAGUCAGAGCUGUUAGAGUUACUAAGAGAGUUCAUGAGGCAUAUUUUGCUCAGAUAUAUCUUUCUAAGGUUGGAAAUGAGGAAGAAUGUGUGAGCUUUGACCUUCGACCUUCAGAUGCUAUCAACAUUGCUGUUAGAUGCAAGGUGCCAAUACAAGUCAACAAGUAUUUGGCAUACAGUGAUGGAAUGAGAGUAAUUGAGUCAGGCAAACUUUCAACACAGUCUCCUGGUUCAGACGGCCCAUUAUUCACUGAACUGGACCGACCAAGCAAUAAGCCUUGUACUGAAACCAAGGAGUUCAAUCUUUUGGAGAACAUGAUGAAAGCUGUUGGAGAAGAACGCUAUCAAGAUGCUGCUCUUUGGAGGGACAAACUUAAUCAACUUAGGGCUGGAAAGAAGGCGAAUAACAGAUCCUGGACACUAUGAAAUUGUAUAUACCAUCCGACAUUAGAAUAUCAGUGGGAAUUGGUAGAGAAGAUUGCUGUCAAAUCAUUCCCUUCUUCCGCUUGUGUAUACGCUUAAUAUGUUUGUGAAUAUUUGUGUAUAUAUCUAAACAUUAACAGAAAUGCAUCAUGUAUUUUGCUUUUCCACUACUUGUUUCAAUCCUCCCGAGCUGUAAAUAUGUAAUUAUGUAUCCUAUUCCAUCCAUUGGAUGCAGCUUCUUGCUGAUGGUUGUGUUGUAUUGCAGGGUUUGGAAAAAAAAUUGGGAUGAUUGAAUAAAAUGCUGUUUAUAUAAA